AUGGCCGUGCGAGAUUCAGACACUCUGCUGUGGCUUCACAAUAAACUGGGAGUGGACGACUCGUGGGGAUCUGGCAACAUAGCCUCUCUUCUCAACGCCGACGUAUUGAGAAACGUCAUAGCAAGACACGACGAAGUGGAACCGAAAGUCAAAAUGAAGUUGCUGCUCUCGUUCAUCAACAUCAGACCUGAUGCAAUGGAGGGUAUGAAGAACGAAGUUUGUCAGGUCAUAAAUGCUUGUGCCCGGGAGAACAAUUCAUGGCUGCAGCUUAUUGCUGAGAUAUUGAGGCCGUUUCCGAAGGAGAGAAGACUGGAAUGUGAUGUGUCAGAUGGAAAUUCGUACUUCAGGGAGACAUUGGAGAGGAUUAGAGAAGAAUUGGCUAAUCGUGAAGCAAAACCUUUAUUGCCUCUCGUGAGUUCUUAUCUUAACAAGAAUGCUUUGGAGGCAUUGGUUGGACCAGAAGUGAAGCCACCCAAGCAUUUUGAAUUGAGGACAAAAAUGAAGUCAGAACUGCUGAGAGAAGAACUUCUGAGGAAGUCAAAACUUGCUGCUGAUGCCUCAGAGACUAAGAAACAUUCAGCUUGUGCGGCGUACUUUCCUAGCAAGACACGGUCUGUACCAUUCGAAACACAACUGUCUGAACCAGCUUCUGUUGGGAAGCGUGCCGUUCACAGUCACUCAGGAUCUCACAUUCCACGUCGGACAAGUUUACUCGCAGCUCCAAGUGUUCCAACCAAACCCUCGACGAUCAAGAGAGAUCCCAAAAUCCAACUGAUUGAUUUGUCAGAAGCUCCUAUGGUAGGAAAGAAACGGCGUCGAGAGAAAGGCAUCGAGUCAGCAGCUAAACGACUAGAUGUGAGCGCCAAAACGCUGGCCAAACAACGACUGAAGGAAAUUGAUCCCAACAGGUCAUCUCUUGCUCCACCAACUCCACAUUAUGCUGCCGCUCUUGGCAUCCCUGGCCACAGCCCACCAGCUUCACCCCAACAACCUGCUGCAAGCUUUGUCUCUCCUGCUCUGAAAACAAGUGCAAUUGCUACUCCUUCUUACGCCGUUGUCAUGUCAACCUCGUCGUUUACACCAACAGAAAAGUUGCAGGCGAGUAUAGAAGCUCCCGCUUAUAUUCCACAGUCUGUGGCCCCUGCAAACACAAAAGAACAGCAAGGAGUUGUCUUUAUGACCACAAAGGCUCCUGUUGGUUUUGGACCGGUUUUGACGUUAACUGGAGGGCAGACUUUAGUUUCUGGAACAAAGUUGGUUGCUAUAUCGAAUCCCACUCAGCCAAGUGUGCAUGCUGCUGUUGUGCACCGACUGCCAGAGACUGGUGCAAAUCAAAACCAGGCAAUGGAUGUGAGAGCAGCAAUGGGUCCUGUUCCACGUUUUGUUAUUGCUUCUCAGCCUACCAAAGUGGAGUCUGUUGCUUCACAGGAGCCAGUGGUAGCAAGUCAGCCGGAGACAAAUGUGCCAAUCACGCCACAGUUGGUGCAGCCGCAAGUGGCAGCUGUUCCGCCACCCAAGAAGGAGCUAAGGCUGACUAGAGAACAGCUGACAAUGGCUCAGGAGAUGUUCAAGAAUGCAAACAAGGUUACGCGAGACGAUAAGGCAAUUAUAUUGAGUUUUAUGGCUGGAUCUAGAGAAAAUCCAUAUCCUAAUCAAGGUGAACUUGUCACUGUUCUUCUCAAUCAAACAGAAGAACACGUGAAAACCGAGGGAGCAGAGCAAAGAAUUAUCAUCGAGAUCUUGUUUGAAAUGAACUACAAGACCGGCCAAUGGCGACGUCUUCAGCGCAAGAGAAUCAUGCAGUUGACAACACCAGCAACUACGUAGCACGGCAGCACGUUGUAGAAUGAAACAUGCAAAUAGAUAGAAAAUAUGAGACACUGAAGUGUAAGUGGCUGAGUGUGGCGAAGGAUGUAAGUAAUGAAUUAAAGGUUUCAAGUGUUUGC
Corticium candelabrum is the source of this 1946-nucleotide messenger RNA. RefSeq names its product negative elongation factor A-like. Lineage: Eukaryota; Metazoa; Porifera; Homoscleromorpha; Homosclerophorida; Plakinidae. The coding region runs from base 1 to 1827 and encodes 608 amino acids. The record is from RefSeq and is a predicted model, not a curated record. The transcript is spliced from 8 exons.